This is a messenger RNA of Nicotiana tabacum (common tobacco), 675 nucleotides long. The record is from RefSeq and is a predicted model, not a curated record. Lineage: Eukaryota; Viridiplantae; Streptophyta; Magnoliopsida; Solanales; Solanaceae.
AUGGACAGGAUUGACAAGAGGGUAAGGGGUUACUUGUUCCAAGUUGGUUAUGAAAAGUGGUCCAUAGUGCAUUCCACUGUUAAUAUAUCCAUGGUGAUGACUUCAAAUAUUGACGAGUCACUCAAUGCAAGAAACAAAGAGGCAAGAGAGCUACCAAUCAUGAGUUUGCUAGAUUACAUGAUGAAUUUGGUUAUGGAAUGGAAUAAUAUAAAUAGAAUGACUGCAAUGAGUACAGUUACUGGCCUAGGAAAAAAAUAUAACGAAGUACUGAAGGAAAAUAGCAGUUUGUUGCAGAAGAUGACGGUGGAACAUAGUCUGCAUGCAAAAAAGGGAUUUCAAGUGGAUGAGAUUCCUUAUCCACAUGCUAUGGCAGUAUUAGACUACACACACAUAGAAGCACCCAAAUAUUAUUCUGCCUAUUACACCAAGGAAUACUUCAAGAAGACAUAUGAAGUGUCAGUUAAUCUACUUCCAGAUGAAACUACAUGGGACCUUCCAACAGAGGUGUUAGAUAAUGUGGUCCUACCACCGAUAGUGAAGGGCAAAUCAGGAAGACUGAUGAAGUCGCGACGCAAGGGACUUUAUGAAUAUUUGUAUACUGAAACAGCUACCUGUGCACUGUAUGGAAAACAAGGACACAACAAAAGAACAUGUAGGAAUGCUCGAGACAACUAG